This is a messenger RNA of Xenopus laevis (African clawed frog), 4865 nucleotides long. RefSeq names its product basonuclin 1 L homeolog (gene bnc1.L). The record is from RefSeq and is a predicted model, not a curated record. Gene Ontology annotation, biological process: regulation of DNA-templated transcription; regulation of transcription by RNA polymerase I. Gene Ontology annotation, cellular component: nucleus. Lineage: Eukaryota; Metazoa; Chordata; Amphibia; Anura; Pipidae. The transcript is spliced from 6 exons. Bases 419 to 3334 code for a protein of 971 amino acids.
UGUCAUGGCCUCUUCCAGCCAGCUGUGAGGGGACUGCCCUGUGACUCUGAGAGCAUGCUGGAACUGAGCAGCCGGGGCACUGAGGUGAGAGCAUGAAGCAGAGGUGAGCAAGGCAGACACAAACUCAGAAGGCCCACAGAACACCAAGUGGGAGGAUCUCAUUCCACUCCCCUGUGCACAGUCUUAGUAUUCAUCAGACCUUGAGGUGCUCAUAUUCAGACAAGGCUAAGAAGGCGUGUGAUGCUUCUGCUCUAAUACUUGUACAGACAGGAGUGAGCCUCAACUAGAUAGCUGGAGUACUCCAUGAGGGAAUGAGGCGCUGCCCUGGAUGUUGCACAGAAACCUCUGACAACAGAUAAAUGAGUGCAUUCCAAGGAAUGAAAUUCAGCUGUUUGUGGGGAAGGAACCAAAGCGCAAAAUGAAUGAGACCAUACGGUGCACCUUGGUAAACUGCAUCUGCCUUGGUUUUAAACCUGGCAAAAUAAACCAUCGUCAUUGUGAGCAGUGCAGGCACGGAUGGGUUGCACAUGCACUUAGCAAAUUACGGAUCCCACACUUCUAUCCCGCCGGCCAAGUAGAAAUAGUUCAGUCCAGUGUAGUCUUUGAUAUCAGCAGCCUCAUGCUCUACGGGACACAAGCCAUUCCGAUCCGUCUGAAGAUUCUGCUAGAUCGCCUCUUCAGUGUCAUCAAGCAAGAAGAGGUCUUACAGAUUCUUCAUUCACUUGACUGGACCCUCCAGGAUUAUAUACGUGGUUAUGUACUGCAGGAUGGCUCUGGAAAAGUCCUAGAUCACUGGUCUAUUAUGACUGUUGAAGAAGAGCUAGCUACUCUGCAGCAGUUUCUCCGUUUUGGUGAAACAAAAUCUAUUGUGGAGCUCAUGGCAAUUCAGGAAAAAGAAGGCUAUUCUGUACUUGUGCCCAGUACUAGAACCAAUUCUGACAUUCGAGCAUUUAUUGAAAGCAGCAACCCAAGGGGCAGUCCUAUUUUACCUUCCACACUGGAGAAGGUGUCUCCUUCAGCCAUUCAUCCCUUUGAGAACAUGAUCAACAACAUGGCAUUCACAUUACCAUUUCAGUUUUUCAGUCCAGUGCCACCUCCGCUUAUAGGAUCACCACCAGAAAGACCAGUGCCUGAAAGAAACCAAGACAGAGCAAAAGAUUGCAAAAAUGAUUCUCAAAUAUCAUUCUUGGAGAGCAGCUACUUAACUUCCAGUUCUGCAACAUUUCAUUUGGAAAAUGACUCUAACAUGAGUUCUCGAGAUGGUGCCCCCAAAAUAGAAGAUGAUAGCCCUUUAAGCGAUGCAAGCUCACAUAACCAUAUGAGCAACUAUGAUAUUUCUUCAGUCUCUCCAGAGAGUAAAAAUAAUCUCACAGAAAGAAAUAUCAAUGGGCCUAGGAAGGGUCGGGUUUUUUGCACUGCUUGUGAAAAGACCUUUUAUGACAAAGGCACACUAAAAAUUCAUUACAAUGCUGUCCAUCUGAAGAUAAAACACCGGUGUACAAUUGAGGGAUGUAACAUGGUCUUCAGCUCUCUGAGAAGUCGAAACCGUCAUAGUUCAAAUCCUAACCCGAGGUUGCAUAUGCCCAUGAACAGAAAUAACAGAGACAAGGAUUUGAGGAAUGGACUAAUUAUAUCUGUAUCUGAAGAUUCUAAAAGACUUACACCUAAAUCCUGUAACUUGGACAGCAGAUCAAGUAAUAACUAUGUCAGUACUGCUCCUGAUAUAAAACUGCAGUCUGGUCUCUCCAAUGUUGGACAGUCGUGUGUGCUUUUCCCCAAUCUGAAAACUGUCCAACCAGUUUUGCCCUUCUAUCGAAGUCCUGCAACACCUGCCGAGCUUGCCAACACUCCUGGAAUACUACCUUCUCUUCCGGUCAUUUCUUCCUCUAUCUCAGAGAAAAUCCUUUCCAGUGACUUUCUCUCAAAUACAAUGCCAAAAAAGAAAUCUCGAAAAUCCAGCAUGCCCAUCAAAAUCCAGAAAGAGUCAAUUGAUGCACCACAAGGAAACCUAGAAGAAGUUAGUUCUGAAGAGGACAACCCUAUACAUGAAACAAGUGACGACGCCUUUGAAAAUUGUGAUAAAAACCAAGACAUGCAUAGUUCUGGGAGGAUACAGAGAGACAACAUGUCUUUGGAUUCGUAUAAAUCAAAUGACUCUGAAGAUCGGCAUUAUCAGUCUGUCAUGGAUAAUGACUACAACAGUGUGUCUUCUGAUUCUGAGAAUGAGUUCCAACCCUCCGAAAGAGAAAAUAACCAUAAAGAAGAUUAUGCUUUAAAUAUGAAUUUAAGUGAAAACAAAAUUGAACACUCAAACAACUUUAAUGUUUCACAGCAGUUGGCUGAAGUCAACCUGUACAAUAAAGAGCAGCCACAACAUACGGAUUCUGAAGGUGGUGUUGAAUUCCGCAAUUACUCUGUGAGUGGGGGGCUUUACAAUUCAACUCCUAACAAGACUUCUGACUUUGAUUCUGGAGAACAGCACUUGCAAAUUCCUAAAGAAGAAAAACGCUUUCAUUGUGAGAUAUGUAAAAAAGCCUUUAAAAACCCUUACAGUGUGAAAAUGCAUUACAAAAACGUGCACCCAAAGGAAAUGCAUUUAUGUACGAUAGAGGGCUGCCAUGCUGCUUUCCCAUCUCGCAGGAGCAGAGACAGGCACAGUUCAAAUGUAAACCUUCAUCAGAAGCUGUUAACUAAAGAAGCACAUGAGGUACAAAGCAUCCCAUACACUAUACCCUAUCUACUAAAGGACACUAUUAAGGAUUGUUAUCAGGACCCUCAACUAAAAAAUUCGGGACAGACAUCUGUGAUCUUCAAAGGAAUGAACAGAACAGGGAGCCUGGUUUAUCCCAUGAGCAAGUUCAGAGAGCCUUGUUCGGACAGCUUUGGGACAGAGCCUGUGAAUGACAGUGUUGUGUUGGAUUUAAGCACUACUUCCAGCAUUCGGUCCGUCAGCAGUUCUCAUUCCUCCUGGGACUCCGAUGGAGGUAGUGAAGAAGGUAACAUACCAGUGGAAGAUAGUGAUGAAAGCUGUGAAGGAUUGAGCUUCAUUACACAGGAAGAGCUCUACCAGAAUUUUAACUUGAUCAAUAGAGUUCACCAGAGUUUCUCAAGCAUACCCUCUGGUAUGCCAAUAACCUGCCAUAUCUGCCAAAAAACAUACAGUAACAAAGGGACUUUUAGAGCUCAUUAUAAAACUGUCCAUUUGCGCCAACUGCAUAAAUGUAAAGUAGAAGGAUGCAACACCAUGUUCUCAUCUGUGCGCAGUCGUAACCGCCAUAGCCAAAACCCUAACUUGCACAGACGCUUAUCUGAACCCCCACAUAUCUUGCCAUAAAAAUAAUGUUGAUAAAAAAAACGAUUCUACGAAUUCACUUGCUAUUUGUGUAACUUUGUUUGUUUGUUGUUCUAGUAACAGUUUCUUUAGCCCCUUAAAUUGCCACAAAUAUAUAGUUAUGCAUUUUAGUAACCUCUGCAAUUCUCAAUUCAUUAAUAUUUCCCCAUUAUAGCAGGAAAAUCACUCCUGUUAUUUCUUCCAGAGGGGCUGGUUAGUCUCUCAUUGGGCAAUCAAAUGUUCCUUCUAUAAAUCAGAAUUUUUCCUUCUAUAAAUCAAAAAUGUAGCUGCAUAUGGCCUAAUCUAUAGCAGCCUUAUGACAAUUGACAACCUCAUUUGCUGCCACGCUCAAAGCUGCCCUUUAUUAAAGUGGUGACUUUGUGGGCAAGGUGAUGUCGAUGUGCAUUACUGUGGGAUAUUCUAGAGAAGGUCUAGUAAAAAUAAAACCGUGGCCUCCAGUUAUAUAAAAAAAAUGAACAAAAUACCAUAUAAUUUAUUAAUACUAUAUUAAUCAAUAGGUUAAUGCUUACUUCCAAUCAUUAGACCAAGGUCUGGCAAAAUUGGUGUAUCCUGGGUGUUGUUGCUCAGCAUUCCAAUGGUGACAGGUUGCCUGUCUUGGCCUUAAGGAUAUCAUUUUUUACAUUCUUUGCUGAAAUACAGCAUUCACCAUAGGCUACCUGCUACUCACAGUUAGUUGCAACACAACUGCUAGGCUAUCCUCACUCUACUUAUAUAAAUCUGCGUCUCUAAUUUCUCCAAAAUAACUGAACUUGCCAGUAAAAUGACAUACCUGCCUUCUAUUGCUCUUUUCCGAUGCACUGUUUUUCAUUUUCAGGGAAAAGCAUGAUCUUGAAAGAGCGAAAUAGUGAUGCAUUUCAAAGUAGAGGCUGUGCAAAGAACUACCUUUACUGAAAAACUGGUCAAACCACUGAUGACUCGGUGCCAGCUGAAAGGCUCUGACAUUUUGUAGAACAAAUUAUUCUAUGUAAGUAGGAACCUGGUCUUGUACAGUUUUGAUACAGUGUUAUUGUAUGUCAACCGUGGGCCAGAAUUCUGUUUCAAAGGUGCCCCAAGUGGAAAAAAACUUAGCACUGUAAUUUAGAUAUACUUUGUCUUAUAUGCUAUGCACUUAAUAUUUUUCUUAUGAGCAUUUUUUAUUAAAAAUGCUUUGUUCACUUUCAUUUGGGUUGUAUGACUCGUAUUUCAUUUUGUCCCCGAAUGUUUUUUUGUUGUUGUUGUGGAAGAAGCUAAAGUUUCCAAAAGCAUGACAUCUGUAAAUAACCAUGCUGAUUUAUUUUGUAAGCUCCUUCUGAAACAUAUGUGAAAAGAAUAUAAUUCCAGUAGGACUGGAUAUGUUAAAUUGUGUUAUGUACUGUAUGAAAGAAAGCACACCUAAUAGAUUUCAUUUGUAGACACUGUAUUCGUGUAAAAUAAAUGCCUCAAGUUAUGGAUGUUUAACUUAUUUUGUAUGAUGCUCAAUGGUGUCAGCCUGCAUAUUGUUUGGUAUUAAAUUGGAUUCCUUUAAAUAUGGCAA